Messenger RNA from Cajanus cajan (pigeon pea), 1807 nucleotides. RefSeq names its product bifunctional 3-dehydroquinate dehydratase/shikimate dehydrogenase, chloroplastic. Gene Ontology annotation, biological process: chorismate biosynthetic process; shikimate metabolic process. The record is from RefSeq and is a predicted model, not a curated record. Gene Ontology annotation, molecular function: 3-dehydroquinate dehydratase activity; shikimate 3-dehydrogenase (NADP+) activity. Lineage: Eukaryota; Viridiplantae; Streptophyta; Magnoliopsida; Fabales; Fabaceae.
UAUGGUGUGGCAAAUUUAUGUGUGGCAAAUUUAGUCCCACAUCGAAUAAGUUUUUUUUGAUGUGGCCAAAUUAGUCCCACAUUGGAUAGGUUUGGGAAUGUGUAGUGCCUUAGGUUCUAUAUAUAGAAACCCUUCCCUUCACUUUGAAAUCAUCCCAACUACAAGUUCAUUUGUAACUUCUAAGGCUUGUAGUUUUCUCUUCUCUCUCUAUUGUAAUAUUUCUUAGUGAAAUAUAUUUGGUAGUGUCCGAGGAAGUAGGCAUAAUUGGCUGAACCUCGUUAAAUUCUUGACCAAUAUGGGAAGGAGGAGAGUACGAGGGUGAUGAAAACAAGCGACAAGAAGCUCUACGUCUAGCCAUUGAAUUGGGGUCUGAGUUUGUUGAUGUUGAGCUAAAGGUAGCUCGUGAUUUUUACAAUUCCAUUGGAGGGAAGAAACCUGUGAAUGUGAAGAUGAUUGUGUCUUCACACAACUUGGAAAAUACUCCAUCUGUGGAGGAAAUUGGUAACCUUGCUGCAACAAUUCAAGCUUCAGGGGCAGAUGUGGUGAAGAUUGUAACAACUGCUUUAGACAUCACAGAUUGUGCACGUCUUUUCCAAGUCCUAGUGCAUUCUCAGGUCCCAAUGAUAGGAAUUGCAAUGGGUGAGAAGGGAUUUAUGUCUCGGGUACUAUGCGCAAAAUUUGGAGGAUUUCUCACGUUUGGUUCAAUUGAGGGUGCUCCUGGGCAACCAAGUAUCACUGAAUUGUUGGAUUUGUACAAUUUUAGACAUAUUGGGGUUGCCACCAAAGUACAUGGUGUUAUAGGCAAACCUAUUAGUCAUAGCAAAAGUCCUCAUCUUUAUAAUGCAGCCUUCAAGUCUGUGGGAUUUGAUGGGGUUUACUUGCCUUUGUUGGUCGAUAAUGUCUCUGAUUUUCUUAACACUUGCUCAUCUCCUGAUUUUGUUGGCUACAGUUACACGAUUCCUCACAAGUUGGAUGGACUUAGAUGUUGUGAUGAGGUGGACCCUAUUGCAAAGGCAAUAGGAGCUAUUAGUUGCAUGAUUAAGAGGCCAAAUGAUGGAAAACUAAUAGGCUAUAAUGUUGAUUAUCUUGGAGCCAUUGCAGCUAUUGAGGAACAACUAAAAGAUUCCAUAUCUGGUUCACGUUCACCUUUGUAUGGUAAACUGUUUGUGGUUAUGGGAGCUGGUGGAGCAGGAAAGGCAUUAGCUUACGGUGGAAAAGAAAAAGGGGCAAGAAUAGUUGUUGCCAAUCGUACAUAUGCCAAAGCCAAAGAACUUGCGAGUAAAGUGGGAGGAAAGACUAUUCCUCUAUCUGAAUUAGAGAAGUUCCACCCAGAAGAAGGAAUGAUACUCGCAAAUGCUACAUCCGUUGGAAUGAAACCGAAUAUUGACGACACACCCAUACCAAAGGUAGCACUGAAACACUACUCGUUGGUGUUUGAUGCGGUUUACACACCGAAAUUGACAAGACUCCUUCGAGAAUCACAAGAAGCUGGAGCUGCCAUAGUCUAUGGUACAGAAAUGUUCAUCAAUCAAGCAUUCGUCCAGUUUGAAAGGUUCACAAAGUUGCCAGCACCAAAGCAACUCAUGAGGGAUGUGCUGGCAAGAAAUACAUGAGAAUAUAUAAGUUCUGGUCACGAAGCUUCUCUUUAGUUUUAUUUAGUGUUUCUAUCUGGAUAUUCAGAAAUCACAAGACAUAUAUUAAUGUUAAUGUAUCCAAGGCAUUAUCGGCUUUCACUUUUCUAUGUUCUCACGGUUUUAUUUUUUAAGGGAGAAGAUAUUUAUAAACUUAUUAGCCUUAUUUUUCAUCC